Molecule: messenger RNA, 2389 nt
Organism: Cottoperca gobio
Lineage: Eukaryota; Metazoa; Chordata; Actinopteri; Perciformes; Bovichtidae
Gene: rbms1b
Product: RNA binding motif, single stranded interacting protein 1b
Cellular component (GO): ribonucleoprotein complex
Molecular function (GO): RNA binding
Source: RefSeq, a predicted model, not a curated record
AUGAUUUUUGCUAAUACUGGAAAGCCACUAAGGACUCCGUAUCGCAAACAGCCACCUGUUUCCCCAUCGUCACACCCCAUGGCUCCACCCAGCCCGAGCAACAACAGCAGCAGCAGCAGUAGCACUGCAGGCUGGGACCAGCUCAGCAAAACAAACCUCUACAUCCGAGGCUUGUCCCCUUCAACCACGGACCAUGACCUGGUCAAGCUCUGUCAGCCGUAUGGCAAAAUUGUGUCAACAAAGGCCAUCCUGGACAAGACUACAAACAAAUGUAAAGGUUAUGGCUUUGUGGACUUUGACAGCCCCGCUGCAGCUCAGAAAGCUGUGGCUGCCCUGAAGACCACUGGUGUCCAAGCUCAGAUGGCAAAGCAACAAGAACAAGACCCGACAAACUUGUACAUCUCCAACUUGCCUAUGUCUAUGGAUGAGCAGGAACUGGAGAACAUGUUAAAGCACUUCGGUCAGGUCAUAUCCACACGCAUCUUGAGGGACUCCAGUGGGCGCAGCAGAGGGGUGGGCUUUGCAAGGAUGGAAUCAACCGAAAAAUGUGAUGCAGUCAUUUCUCACUUCAAUGGAAAGUUUAUUAAAAUACCUGCCGGUGUUCCAGCACCAUCUGAACCUUUGCUGUGCAAGUUCGCUGAUGGUGGACAGAAAAAGCGACAAAGUCAGAAUAGAUUUGUCCUGAAUGGUCGUGUUUGGGGAAGGGACGGUGACUCCAGACUGGCUGGAAUGACACUCACAUAUGACCCCAGUGCAGCUGCUAUGCAAAAUGGAUUUUUCCAGCAAGCGUACAGUAUUUCAAACCGGAUGAUGGCUCAAACGUCCAUGUCUCCUUACAUGUCUCCGGUUUCAACAUACCAGGUGCAGAACCCAUCCUGGUUGCCUCAUCAACCGUACAUCAUGCAGCACCCGGGUACUGUGCUAUCGCCCUCUAUGGACCCAUCUAUGUCACUACAGCCUACUUCCAUGUUGGCCCCUCUUGCGCAGCAGAUGAGUCACCUCUCAAUGGGCAAUGCAGGAACGUUCAUGGCCGCCAACACAGCUAUGCAAGGAGCAUAUAUCCCACAGUAUGCACACAUGCAGACAUCAAAUGUUCCUGUAGAGGAAAAUGGUGCACACUCACAAGUGGACACAUCCGGCAAUCAUUCCCCAUAUUCCUACCAACAAACCAAGUAGUUCUGAGGACACAAGUGACUCUGCAAACAAGAUUGCAGUUUGGACAGUGUGCCUUUUUUGUACAACUUACGUUCAAUUUUCAUAGGUAUUAGUAUACAGUACGGACACACACAAGCAUGAAGGAAGGCCUGGAUCCAACAAGUGCCACAGAUUUAUUUCAUACUUACAGAAAAAUUGAACAUUGUAGUAAAGAUUAAGUUAAAAAGAAAGGAAGUUUAAACUAUGAAAGGACAGUGCUAUGACCUUCUUAAAAAGCCUGUGAUUCGACCUGGUGGUCAGUCAGACCAGUUAUCUACCUCAGAGUUUUCUUUCUCCUCUGUACUAGGUCGGGUUAGCAGGUCCAGCCCGCCCUUCCAGACCAAAUGCCAUGCUCAGGAGCUGGCCACAUACAGCUGUUUCCUUAGAGGUUGUUUUGAAUACUUUUUGAUUUCCUUCACACCUAUUUUUUUAUGAUGUAUUAUUGUAAUCAUUAGGGUGGGCGACGACAUGUCUCAUGUUCACACAUUCAGUUUCAUGAUUUUUUAAAAGAGCUGCUGCUGCUGCUGCUGCUGCUGCAAUAGAUUCCAGAGGUUGAAUUAAAAAUGUUAAAGACCAACAAUGACAACAAAGCGCUGUGGUGCUAACUGGAUCUGUGCUCCUUUUAAACAAACUAAAUGUGCGUUGCUUUGUCGAGGCUCUAGACUAACUCGCAGCAGCAUUUCCUCUGUAGUUAGCUCGGCUGUGCAACAAAUGUAAAGGGCCACUGAUUAUACUGGAGAUUUCUGCGUAAUGCCCGAGACUGAGAAGUAAUGCUGUCUUGUGAGGUUAAUGCUGCUAGUGGUGUCUGAACCAAGUGCCAUAGUAUCUGGGUCAAGAGUUGCAGAGGUGCACAUAAGAAAAAUUGCUCAUAUAAGUAACCACCAUGUUGAACAGUCAUUAAGUUAUAUGAAAAAAGUUCUAAUUUAUGAAGAUUGUUGUACAGACAGCUUGAGGAAAAAGAGAGAUUUUCAUAGAGCUAUAUAAAAGUUUGUUUUAAUUUUUUACUUGUGCCACACAUUUGCCAGUGGUUACUUGUAUGUACAGUUUGAGGAAUCUUUCCUCUGUAAUUUUGUUUCGUAGUGUUUGUUAAAGCCAAAGACUUUUGUUUUCUCAGUAGAAUGUUGCCUAAGGUUAAAUUUAUCUUUUAAUUUCUUUGACAUUUUUGAAUAAAACCUUCAAAAUUUUCAACUUUUAA